Molecule: messenger RNA, 1694 nt
Organism: Solea senegalensis (Senegalese sole)
Lineage: Eukaryota; Metazoa; Chordata; Actinopteri; Pleuronectiformes; Soleidae
Gene: lrrc71
Product: leucine rich repeat containing 71
Exons: 16
Coding region: 122-1435 (437 amino acids)
Molecular function (GO): protein binding
Source: RefSeq, a predicted model, not a curated record
GUUGAACUCUGGGGCUCCUCGUUGCCAUGGAAACGCCACAACGACGCUCACAGCGGUUCGAUCCACUCAGCGCCCGACACCGGGGUGGACUCACCUGACGAGCAACACCUACGUCGCAGCGAUGUCGAGAAAGAGACAAGCGAAGGAGAAAGCGGAGGAAGAAAAACACGCAGAAGAGUCUCCGAGUGAAAAGGUCGAGACUUUAGAAGACAAACAGUUGCGGCACAUUGCCGUGUCUUUCUUGUCCAUGCGGUGGCUCAAAGUGGAGCUGGAGAACGACGACCUCCUCAGUGUCAAGAGCAUAAAGAUAUCUGGUCGCAAGGUAGACGAGCAGGUGGUCGGUGUGCUGCAGAAGACCCUUCCCUCGUUCAGUCAGCUACAGAGGCUGCAGUUUUGGCAAGCAGGACUGACGGACGGAAUGGUAAUCUCCCUCACGAACACAAUCUCACUGAGCAGCAGCCUCAGGGUUGUGAUAUUAGAGGGUAACCCUCUUCCACAACAGAGCUUCCACUGUCUUCUGUCUGAGGGCAGCACCCUCACUCACUUGUCCCUGCGAAACAACCGGAUAGGAGAUGAUUGCGCUCGUCUGAUUGGGUCUGCUCUAUCAACAACCAGAUCUUCCAACAAGAACCUCAUGUCACUCUGCCUGGCAUUCAACCGUAUUGGUGAUGCAGGCGCUGCUCAUAUUGCACAGGGCCUCCGGUUUAAUCACGCUUUGCUCUUUCUCUCACUGGCCAACAACUGGAUUGAAGAGUCAGGAGCUGCUAGUCUGGCUGAGAUUCUUGGCAACUUUGCUCUAAAGCAUGAAGAAGUUGUGGAGAGGAGGAAGCUGCUUCUGGAGAGAAUAGAGUCUGGAAGUGUGAACUCUCUCGGAACUGAUUCUGCCCUAACAAAUGCGGAUGAACUUCUCAAAACACCCAGCAGCACCUCACUGAAAGGGGAGAAAAAAAGCUCCAAAAAAAGGGCAUCAAGAAAAGAGGAAAAAUCUGCAAACAAAGAGAAGCUGAAGUCGAGCAGGAAAGGAUCAGGUGUAAAGGCACUUCAGAAUAAAAGUCGGAAGACAGGGGACAAAGAAAAGCAACAAUCGGAGGUUCAAUCAUGUGCUUCCCUGACUGAGGUAGAGUCAGUGGAGUCAGGGAACCCUCUGCUGGAUCCAGCACUACAGCACAGGUGUGGACAGCUCUUUCUGCCCGGAAACAGGACUCUGGUCUCUCUCAACCUGGCAGGAAACAGAAUCACAGAGAAGGCACUGCCACUGUUCAAGACUGCACUGGAGAUGCAAAAGGAGGGAGGACUUCUGCGUCUCUGUCUGCAGAGGAACUGCUUCUCCGAAAAUUGCGAGACCCAUGUGAAGAUACAGCACCUGUUGGCAAAGAGACAUGAGAGAAAAAAGCAUGCUGUCAAGAUACAAACAGAGGGAGGGGUUGCGAAUUGACACCGCUGUCACUGUAUAUCUUUUUUUAUAUUAACACGUAUUGUCUGGGAAACAUGGUGAGGUUUUAACUGAAACAGUCUAGUGACACAUAAAGGGGCAGUCGAUGUGGCUCAUUAAGAUCCAGAUGCCUGUGUACAGAUCUGUUUUACUGCUUUGUUUUGCUCACAGUCCUGAUUUAUACCAAGGACAAAGACUGACAACAGCAAAAUGCCAAGUGCUGGAAAUAAGCCAACAAUAAAGACUUCCUGAUUUGUUUUGA